Molecule: messenger RNA, 2603 nt
Organism: Oppia nitens
Lineage: Eukaryota; Metazoa; Arthropoda; Arachnida; Sarcoptiformes; Oppiidae
Product: homeotic protein proboscipedia-like
Exons: 3
Coding region: 273-2603 (776 amino acids)
Biological process (GO): regulation of DNA-templated transcription
Molecular function (GO): DNA binding; DNA-binding transcription factor activity, RNA polymerase II-specific
Source: RefSeq, a predicted model, not a curated record
CGAUGAGAAGCCGGUAGUAUUGGAGGCUAAGAGCUUGAGAGAGCCUGAGAGCUGUGCCUCUUCUCUAUAGUCAAUUCCCUUGUCUGCACUGGUAUUGAAUUUGUCGGAUCCUAUUCUAUUGGUUUAGACAUACAUCACGUGGUGAUGCAAAUAAUGGUCACAUUUGGGUAUCAAUUCAGUUAUGCAUUGCAAUCGAGAAGUUGUGUCAAUACGUGAAUAUUUGUGUAAAAUGUUAUUAAUGUUUGUGUUUGUGGUACGUCUUUGAAAUACUGAUGGAUCAGUUGGUCGAUCACGAGAAUGGCUUUAUCGGUGAGCCGUCUAUCGAGUGCAUGGCUGAGUUUAUGACAAGUGUGCCAACUUUGCCAACACUGCCUCAUAUGAAUGACUCUUUCCAAACGGCAUCAUCAAUCACCGCCGGCACUGGCACUGGCCCUACAGUCAUGUCACGAGCAGCAGCAGUACAGCACCAACUCAACCAACUAAGCAGCUGUACUUCAGGUACAAACGAAACUGGUGCUGAUUGUACUGUUAGCAACAAUAUCGGUACUGAUAUCGGACAACACUCUCUAUUGGUGUCGUCCACAUCACAGGAGUCACCGAAAAGUAACGAAUAUCCGUGGAUGAAGGAAAAAAAGACAACAAGAAAACAACACAAUUCAGUGGGUGAGAAUGGUAUGCCUCGUAGACUACGGACAGCCUAUACUAAUACCCAACUCUUGGAACUGGAAAAGGAGUUUCAUUUCAACAAAUACUUGUGUCGUCCCCGAAGGAUAGAAAUCGCCGCUUCUCUUGAAUUAACUGAACGACAGGUUAAAGUCUGGUUUCAAAAUCGCCGAAUGAAACACAAGCGACAAUCUAUUUCGGGUAAAAAUGGCGACGAAAAGGGUGGCAAAAGUGGGUCAUGUGGUACUAAUGAUGAGGACAGUAUGGAUAUGGAUGGUAUUAGUGCUGAAGGAGGACACGCCAGUGGAUCGGAAACGGGUCUCGAUUUAGAUAAGUCUGUAUUAAGUCCUAAUGACAGCAAUCAUUCUCAAAGCUCAAGAGAUGAGUCGCUCUUAUGUGAAAAGCCUAAGAUAUCAACACCGCUCUCAUUGAUUGAUCCAAACCCAUGCUGUGCUGAGUCGGCCAACAAUAGGACUAAUGUGACGGCAUCUCCAUCAGUAAUGUCACCGCAUUGUGAAGAUAUUAAAAUAUCGGUGACUAAUGGUUCACAUUUGCUUCAUUCAGCGUUAUCUUCCGUUAAUAGUUCUCCGGCCACUCGAAACCCAUUGGGCUCACCUUCCAGUACCACAAUUAGCCCUAAAGGACACCAAAGUCCUAAUGAACACAUGGUUUGUGCUCCCAUUCAUGUGACUAAAGUGAGGAAUUGGACUCCAGGCACAAGACAACCAUUAAAUACAUUGAAUCCAAUUGAUUGCCAUUCAAACAAAAAUAUAUUAAAUUCUGUGGUCAAUACUAGUGUUAACUCUUCGGCACAUUUAUCAACGCAACAAUCAGCUCAUGGACAGCAAUUGCCAAACAGUCAAAUCUAUUUCAAUCGGUGCCCAACAACAUCUUCAUCAUCACAAAUGUGUUCAUCAACGACAACAGUUUCUUAUGGUGGAAGACGACAAAGAUUUCCUUCACAUGUUGUGACUCAAAAUAGUUUGCGCUCUUCUCCAUCAAACCCAUCUCUGAGUCAAACGACAAACUUUUGUUACCGAACCUCACCGUCAAAUAACUUUGUCAACAAUCGCACGCCAACAACACAACAGAGCACAGCUGUCUCAGCACCGGAACCAUUGACGACAACUAAGUUUUUCUCGUGCGGACAAAACGGAUCGUUAUAUAGCGCGCAACAACAACCACAGCCACAACCGCCACAACAACAGUCAUCACAACUACAACAAAGAACUAAUUAUUUUGCUUCAGAUUAUGAAUGUGAUUACUCUGGAGCCAGAAGUGAACCGCAAACUUAUCCACAGAGACAGUCAUAUGACAACACUUUCAUAGAUAGUGCACAACAACCGCAACAACAAUAUCUAACAAACGGAACGAUAGCCUAUGCAAGUAAUCUAACAUCUCAUACAAACCAUACAAACCAUACCAAUCAUACAAAUCAUACCAAUUAUGCAAACAUUGUCAGCCAUACGACAGACCCCGAGUCUUACCCAAAUGACAGCACAGGUAGAGCACAAAACAAUACAACUGUCUAUACUAAUAGCGCUUACUAUGAAAUGGACGCCAAUUCAAGUGAUCACAAUUCGCAUCGGAUUCCCAGUGAAUACAAUGCAAUUGCUUUGAAACAACAGCCCUAUCAAUACCCGUCUCAAUCACAACCAAACAAUGUCCACAAUCAGCAAUAUUACGAUAUACAGAGCGGUGCCAAUGGCCUAGCAGUGGCCGUCUCACCCAACAUUCCCAAUACUUAUGAACAAACCUAUUGCAACUCAAACAGCAAUAACAGCUCCGAUAUGACGGCCAACUCAUAUAAUAAUUAUAAUAAUAGCAACUAUUAUGACGUUUAUAGCAACUGUACGACAAAUUUAACAAAUAAUAAUGAGUUUAAUUUUAUUAACAUUGCCAAUGAUUUCACAUCACCUGAAUAUUAUCAACUUAGUUGA